This is a messenger RNA of Geosmithia morbida, 1728 nucleotides long. Its product is annotated as Myb-like DNA-binding domain. The transcript has a single exon. Bases 1 to 1728 code for a protein of 575 amino acids. Lineage: Eukaryota; Fungi; Ascomycota; Sordariomycetes; Hypocreales; Bionectriaceae. The record is from RefSeq and is a predicted model, not a curated record.
AUGGCUACGAUUGAGCCUCGAUUGAUCCAUCUGCUUAACAACUCUACCACGCCUGAGCUGUCCAACGCCGACCUCCCCCCCUUUCAUACCCUCCCGCUUCCCGACACCGACCGUCAGCUGCCACCCCUCGACCGAGAUGCGAGCCAGAACCAACGCGGCGAUCGAUUCGCAGCAACAGCCGACGGCACCCCGAAACGCCUGCCGCACCACCACCUUGUCGGCGAGGACCAUGGGUCCGCCAGGCCGCCACCGCCGCUGUCACUCCCCCCCGACGAGGCAAACCUAGGUCUUGGCGGCUAUGCAGGCAGCUCCGACCUCUACCCGCUACGCAUACUCCUUCGAGAGUCCGAUGCCGUCGUCGACUCGUCCUUUCACCUGGGAACCAGAGGUUCCGACGAUAUAACGAUAACCGCCGACGCCGCCGGAGCCACCCCGUCCGAUGACGCCGCCAACAAGAAACGAACACGUGCUGUAGCCACCAGCCGCGACGACUAUCUACAGCUGCCCCAACCCGUCAAGAAACAGAAGCCCGCCGUCCAUGCUUCCGUCUUCCCCCCCAUCAUCAACGGCCUUCACGAGCCACCCCCGCACGCUGCCCUGUUCCCGCCCAUCGCCGCCGAUUCAUUCGGCGAGCGAGAUUCGGGCCAUCUCAAGUCCCUGCACAGCUCCGAUAAACGACCACCUGCAGAUGAUAGCAAUAGCAAGUCAGGCCAGAAGACACCUCCCGAGACGGACAAGUCACAGAUUGCGUCGUCUUCGGUGAGGAAACGCGCAACGAAGCCCAGGCGGAAGUGGUCUGAGGACGAGACGAACCAUCUUCUCCUCGGAGUCAGCAAGCACGGAGUUGGAAAGUGGAGGGCCAUCCUCAACGAUCCCGAAUUCAAGUUCAACAGCCGAUCAGCUGGCGAUUUGAAGGACAGAUUCAGGACAUGCUGCCCUGCCGAGCUCCGAGAUGCAAAGGGCGAAACCUCCUCACCCACUGCUACUCCGAGCCGGUCGCAGCAGCAGAUGGCCAACCCUAGCAAAAACAAAGGCCUGCACUCAGAAAACAUCCUCCACCAAGAAGGAGAUUCUGCCAGCACCCAGCCAGGCAUGAUCACUCCCCCGACCGAAGCCGCCGUCGGCCCCACCGACGACUCUUCGUCAUCGAAACAGAAGAAGACUCGGGCACACCGCAAGAAGCUGGCGGAUCUGGAGGACCUUGGGAUCCACGCGCCCUUCAAGAAGUCUCUCCGACGAGAGAGACGGCCUUUUACGGACCAGGAUGACCGCGAGAUCCUGGAGGGCCUGUCCAAAUAUGGCCCAGCCUGGACAAGGAUCCUGAGGGACUCUAGCUUCCAUCUCUUACCUAGACGGCCCACAGAUCUAAGGGACCGCGUCCGGAACAGAUACCCAGAGAUCUACCAGCGGAUUGAGAAGGGCAUCUACCAGACCAAAGAGUCAGGAAAGAGCAACGACAUCAUGGAGCCGUCGAUAACCAUGUGCAUCGAUAACUCCCUCAAGCCACCAAACCAAUCAUCCAGACGGACUGGCGACUCCAAGGAGGAUUUAUCCAGCAACAGCAACGGGCCUGUUAUGCAGCAGCAGCAGCAGCAGCAGCCUUCAGAGCUGGUUGGUUGCAGCAGUCAGCCAAAGUCACAAGGAUUCGAGUUCAUGGAUUCGAGUGCUGGUCAAUACCUGAGUGGUGAGAUGGACAUCUCCAGACUUCUCCUGGACGACUCAAGGUGA